Messenger RNA from Rotaria sordida, 1242 nucleotides. Lineage: Eukaryota; Metazoa; Rotifera; Eurotatoria; Philodinida; Philodinidae. The record is from the annotation of a GenBank genome assembly.
AUGUCUGAUAAAACAUGUCGUUAUAACAACACACAUGGAGCUUUUAAUCGACGAGAAAUAAGGAUGUUGGCUCAAGCAUUAGGACUACCAGAAGAACGUAUUGAUAAAAGAUUAAAUACACUUGAAAUUGGAGAAACAAUUCAAAUUCCAGAAUUAUUAGAUUUGAUUGAAAAAGGCAUAUUUAUUACUGAUUUUAAUUAUAUGUAUAAUAGCCAAAGUGGUCGAUAUAAUAGUGUUGUUUUGUCUAAAGCUCUUCAAUUAGUCGAUUCACAUUUAUUUAGUUUUAAUGAUAUAUUAAAAGCUCGUCUUGCUUUUAACAUAUAUGAAAUGAAUGUAUCAAACAAUGACAAAAGAAAUUUCGAAUUAAUUUUAAGAACAAUUAAAUUUUGUGAUUAUCAUAUAAGUGCUUUAAAACUUGAACGAUGUUUAUAUCAUUAUCGUUUAAAUAAUUCAAGAAUAUUACACUUAUGUGAAUAUUUUGAUCUUUUAUUAAUUUGUAAACGUGAUAAUAACAAUUCACAAUCAUUUUCAAGAAAAAUUAUUGAUUUAUCUGAUCCAAAACCUAUUGAUCAACAAAUGAUGGAUGAAUUAAAUACAAAAUAUUUACGUGAUGAACGUAAUUGGUUUUUACAAGAAAGUUUUUCUAAACAAAAAAUUAUCGAAAAUUCAAUAUGGCCAGCAAAACUUGCUCAUCAACAUCAGGCUAAUAUAGCUUCCAUACGAAAAGCUCAACUUCAAAGACAAUUAUCAGCAAGUAUAUCAUCAUUAAAACAAUCACGAGCUGGAAGUGCUUGUUCCUCACGAUCACAUUUAUUAUCUUCAAGUCUUCGUCAAUCUCGUCCUGUAUCACAUUGUUCAUUUACAUCUUUAACACCAAUAAUUAUUCGAAGUAGCCUUAGUUGUAGUGCACAAUCAAAUCGAACAAUAAUAUCCGAAAAUGAAACAAAACCAAAUGAAAUAGAACCAGAAGAACCAAAACCAGAUGAAAUAAAACCAAGUGAAACAAAAUCAAAUGAAAUAAAACUAGAUGAAAUUUCGAAUCGUAUACAACAAUUACAAUCUGAAUCAGCAUUUUUAACAAUUAAAUAUGCUUUAUAUCGAGAAGAUUACAUGAAUGAACUUUUACCAAAUGGUUAUUCUAAAUCAAUAAUAAUUUCUAAACCUAUUGGACGUCAACUUAAAAAACCUAAAUCAUUAGUUCAUUGGUCACGUCGAGCUACUACACAUAAUACUAUAAUAUAG